UACAUCCGCGCCAUCUGUAUAUCCGGUUCAAAAUUCGGAAGAAAAUGAUCGCCAUCUUAUAGAAGACCGAAAACGAUCGUUAGGAAAUCCACGGCCAUCUCUCUUUAGGCUUGGUCUUUGCUCAAGCUUUACGAUGAGCCACGGCCAGGGAGUACCGUGCUCUGCAGGGCCGGCUGCGGUGCCUUAUCUUGGAAGUAAAAUAAGCUUGAUAUCCAAAGCUGAAAUUCGUUAUGAAGGAACUCUCUACACAAUCGACCCGAAAGAAGCUACUGUAGCUCUCGCCAAAGUGCGGUCAUUUGGAACAGAAGAUCGUCCCACGGACCGCCCGUUGCCAGCAAGAAAUGAGGUCUUUGAGUUCAUUAUUUUCCGUGGGCUUGACAUUAAGGAUCUCCAUGUUUGUGAGCCGCCUAAGCCACAGCCUACUGAAGGUGUUCCUCUUGAUCCUGCCAUUGUUAAGUCAUCGCAACCUCCUCCUGGGCCGGCUGGUGCUGCUUUUCCAGGUGCUGCAGGCUUCCCACCUGGUCAGAUGUACCAGCCUUUUGGCCAGCAUGUGUACUUUGGUGGCCAAGGCCAGCCGUCAUCAAACUUCAGCAUGCCACCACCUCAAGGGCAACCUGGCUCCCCAAGAGAUCAGUCUCCUGGAAUUGACCCAUCUAGUGAACAGAUGCCUCGUCCCCCGGUUUCGGCUAUUGGUACAAGACCUGUCGCUGGCUCCCAGAGCUCCACCCCACCAUUGAGUAGGAAAUCGCCAACUUCUGACCAGGGGGUGCAGGUGCAGCCUAGCAGCCCAGAAAAGUCUUCUGGUGAUAGCCAGCAGCAUAUUCGUCCUAUUCAUCCUCAUCAGCAGCAUCACCAGCACCCACGAGGCCAACCCAUGCGCAGGGGAAGUGCCGGCAGUGGUGGUGGGGGAGGUGCUCAUCGCAUGGACCAUCGGGAUCGCGGGGAUCCUAGGAAUGAAAGAGGACCGUCUGCGUCAUACUCAAGAGGAAGAAGUAGUAAUGGAGGUCAGAUGAGGGGUGGACCUCCUCGUGGUGGGCAAAGGAAUGUUCAACGUGGUCAAGGUCAGCGUGGAGGAAGAUCAGCAGAGCCUCUGAAGUUUGACACCGAUUUUGAUUUUGAGACAUCCAAUGCUCAGUUUGCUAAGGAUGAUAUUGAAAAGGAAUUGAAGUUGAAGAACUUGUCUUUAAAUGACAAGUCUGUAAACGGUGACAACAACAAAGGAGAGGAAGAUCCAGAGGUGGAAGAGGAUGAAGGAGAGGAGGAUGAGGAUGAUCCUAUUUUCUACGACAAGAAGAAAUCAUUUUUUGAUAACAUUAGUUGUGAAGCCACAGAGAGAUCAAAGGGGCACAGACAUUCAUGGAGAGAGGAACGCAAGCUGAACAGUGAAACGUUUGGUAUUUCUGAAAACUUCCGUCGCAAUUAUCGUGGCAGGGGCAACUGGCGUGGUGGUAACAUGCGAGGAGGUUGGCGCGGACGUGGUCGAGGCGGUGGCUACAACAGGGAAGGGGGCUAUUACGGCGGUAACCGAGGUGGUCGGGGAAGGAGACCUCAGUGGGAUUUUGACAAUGACAGAAGGAGAAUGGAUGGCCCACAAAGGGUUGAAGUCAAAUCAUAGCUAGCGGUCUCAAUAAACCCAUGAUGUCAUGACGAGAUGUGAGAUAUGCCUCAGUUGCCUGGCAUGAGUGGCUACAAUAUUGGACAGGAGUGUUCUACUUGAAAUACAGACAAAGCAGGGACCGGCUGAUGCAGCAGAUAAGACUGUACUGUCUUGGUUUUUGGUUGCUGAAUAACCUCAGGCAGCUGUUGUGGUUUCUCGAACAAUAUUAAUUGGUUACUCAGUGACUGGAAAUGUAGCAAAUUUAUGGAUGUCAACAGGUUUGUUAGAUCAGGUGGUUGCUGUGUUCUAAAAUCUAGAAGAGAUGACUCUGGAGCGCCAUUCAUGCAAUGAUUUCUGUCUUAGUGCUUAACCUUGGAUGUAUAGAUUCAUCACAGGUGUUUGUUUCUUCCUCCUGCUUUUGUUUUGAUUUGUUGAGUGUCAGAGACAAGUGUGGUGGGGCCAGCUGCCUGAAGCAGCCAUUGUUCUAGUAAGUGCAACUGGUUCUCUCUUGUACAUAAUGGCAAGCAAUGUGUUCAUCUUGUGUUAGCUUUCUUAUAAAUGAUAUCUGUGAAUUGUAGAGAUCACUUUUUUUUUUCUGUCCCUCUCAAAAGAGUUUUCUCUCUCUCUUUCUUUCUCUCCAUCCCUGUUGUUUGUCAAGUUUCACCAAGAGGGUUUUAAAAGAUGUUACAUUUCUGUUAUUUAUAUGGUACCUUUGUUAUUAAUUGUGUGGCAAACUUAUUUAUGAUUAAAGCAAAUCAAAACUUUUGUGCUCAGUGGUAAGCGGGCAAGAAUACCUAGAUUGUUUUGUGGGGGUUUUUUUCUUAAUCCAAAUUGUCUUUUUUGAAUGAUUGGCAAAAUUUGUUAUGAGUGUAUUUGAAGACCCACGGCAUUGCUUGAAAGAUGUAAUACAAAACAUUUUGACCUAAGAAGCAAGUAAUUAGUACGGUAGUACCUUUAGACACAGAAGGGCAUUUAUUCUGUCUGUCCUUUGGGAAUGCUACGUUAUAUUGUUCCUUUGUUAUUGUUUCUAUUACACGUGUUUAAAAUAGAAUCCUAAAACAUAGAUUGUCUCUUUUGAUACCAGAGUAUUUUAUGGAGAAAUUGAAUUUGCCAUUUCUAUUAAUAAUUAGGUGCCCCACUUGAAUGAGCAGCAAAAUAUGUUUUGAUAAACAUUUCUUUCUUCCCCCCCCCCCAAAAGAAUUUGAAAAGUUUACUCCAAAUGUGCCGUAUCAAAAGUAGUUUUGAUAUUGAAUUAUACAGUAAUUGUUAGCAUGUAUGUUGUGUGUCACUGGCUGAUAGUUCUUUCUAAAUUCAAACUCGCCACUUGUUCCACCGUUAGACAUGUUGGGAUGGGGUGACAUUCAUUUAGCAAAAAUAUUAUGUACGCAAUUUGUGUGUAAUGGUGGCGGUACUUGCUUUUUGGUUAGUGUGUGGAGGCUCUGGUGAGAGACUUGGUAGUCAAGGAUACAAAACAGUGAUUGGAAUUUCAUUAUUAAAUGGUUUUGCAUAUUUGGCUUUUAGACUGAUAUGGGCACUGCUGAAAUUAUCAAAUGUUUUUGUUUGCUGACUCACGCCAAGUUUGUGCACAUGUAAUACAAGUGAAUGUAUGCCAUCUUUUGCAACAGGGAGAAGGUAUCUGUCUGAACCUUGAAGUUUGUCAGAGAAGUUGUUUGACAGCCCAGAGGGUUAUGAUUUCUAUUGUUGUUUUUCUUUGUUUUGUUGUAUAGACUUGUUAAAGUUGUUCCCAUUGACUGAAGCAGCCAAGUUCUAGUAAGCUUUGGGGCAGCAAUGUGAUAAUAUAAGUGAGGCCUCUCGCCUCUUUGUUCGUUUUCUCCCUUUUCAUUCUUCUACAUAGGUCAUAAGUGAUACAGGUUUGUGUGGCAAGGUUUAAUUGAUGCUGCACAGUUCAAAUCUAUUCGGUAAUGUUUAAGCAGACGUCUUAUCAGUAUUGUCUUCCAAGUAGAAUUACUGAUCUUUGAAUUAAGGUAUCAUUGAAAUUGUUUUUGUUUUUUCUUUUGUGAGGGGAGGGACUAGGGUCAGGUGACAGUAAUUCCAUCAUGUGCGAAAUUUUCAUCUGUCACAUCAAACUUUCAUUGUUGCACAAGUUUUAAAAUUUAUGCCCAAGCUUGAUUAUUUUUUUAUUUAUUUUUUUCAUUUUGGCUUCAGUCCCUGUGUUUGGUGUCCAUGGCCUUAAAACCAUUGUUGACUCGUGAAAUAUCAUUUGUGGAGUUUUAGUGACUGCAAAAUGUAUACAAGUCAUAUGAGAACAAGUGUGCAUGCCUUUGCUGCUUUACUUGUAUGUUUGAUAUUAUAUGUUAAUGGAAAAUAAUAAACAUCAUAUUCCAAUGAAUUAGUUGCCAGCACCACAUUUUGCAAAAUAAAUUAUGGUAGUUUUAUUCAGGAUUCCAGGGGUAAACGUUAAAAUUGUCAACUUUAGCUAUUGGAAAACAUAACCUUUUAUGAUUUCUUUUGAGGAGAGACUAAUGUGGCUGACUGCAAAGCAGUUUAAGUUCAUGAUGUACCUUACUUUUUAAUUUUGCGUCUGUGUUAAUUAGCAGUAUAUUGUUAGGUGUGCUUGUGGUAAAUCUAGUUUUUGCAUUAAAUAUUUGGUAGAUCAAAGGGCUUGUUCUUGGCAAUGUAAUGUUUUCUCAGGGUCCCGCUAUGUAAGAAAUUCCUAUGUGCUAGGUUGUUGGGUUGUUGUUGUUUUUUUUUGGGGGGGGGGGCCCUCUCCUGGGAACAGAUUCAUGAUUCUUAUCUUGUAGACAUGUUUUCGGGUUUUCUGUUCCUUUCUUUACCAGUUGGAAUGUAGGCUUUGUGUAUCAAGGGUGGGAUUAGUAGAUGGUUAGAUGGAUGUAAUACCCAAUUCGUGUGUUGGGGGAGGGGGUAACAUAAAAGGCUUGUGUUAGAUAUCGUGUGAUAUUUGGGGGGGGGGGGGUUCCAGAAGUUCCCAGCUUUUAGAGCAUGUCAAAGAAGGGUUGGGUGUGGAAUUCUGUCUUAAGUGAAUAAGACUUGGGUUGUUGGGUUUUUUUUAAGAAAUGCAAACAAAUGUAUGUAUCCUUUGUGGGCGCCUGUAUUAUUUGAUAUAGGGUUGGGUUGUUGUUGUUUUGUUUUGGGUUUUUUAAAGUAAAUUUUCUUUCUGAAAUGUAAGGGUCUCUGUUAACAGGUACUAGAGCACUGAAUGUUUAAGUAUAGAUUCUAUUUCUAUCGGUGAGGGAAGGAUUUAGACUUGAUGUGUGCAGAAUAAAAACUUGUCUUUACUCAAAUAGAGCUAACACUAAGUCUCAAUGUGUGCUUUUUUUUUUUUCCAAGGUCCCAAGGCCAAGUUAUACUUUCCUUAUAGUGCAGCUGCAAACACCGUUUUUCUGGUCCAAAGGGCCAUAAAAAGAGCAGCAGCUGCAAACACCCUUUUUUCUGGUAUAAAGGGCAGCUGCAAACACCCUUUUUCUGGUUCAAAAGGCGUAACAUUGUGUAGGUUUUAACUGAACCGCCAUGGCUAUAUAUUUGAAUUUCAAUCAUACGGUAGCUGUCACAAUCACAAGUUUGUUUCACCCUGGUAGCUGAGUGAUGCAUUUCUGGAAGCUGUCUGUCCACAUGUGACUUCUUUGUUGGCAGUGACAGAGAGAACGAAACCACUGAUGAUGGGUCGAUAUCUGUCUGCUGUUUGUUGUUCUCACCCUGAGGGUUUGAGCAGCAUUGGUGUAAUCAGCAGACGUUAUCACCUGUCUGCUCUGCUUAAUUAAACCUUGUCCAAUAAAAUUUAUAUUGUUGAUUUCA
This is a messenger RNA of Aplysia californica (California sea hare), 5371 nucleotides long. Its product is annotated as protein LSM14 homolog A. The transcript has 10 exons. The coding region runs from base 134 to 1615 and encodes 493 amino acids. Gene Ontology annotation, molecular function: mRNA binding. Gene Ontology annotation, cellular component: P-body. Lineage: Eukaryota; Metazoa; Mollusca; Gastropoda; Aplysiida; Aplysiidae. Gene Ontology annotation, biological process: cytoplasmic stress granule assembly; P-body assembly. The record is from RefSeq and is a predicted model, not a curated record.